Messenger RNA from Exophiala oligosperma, 1176 nucleotides. Its product is annotated as proteasome subunit alpha type-5. The coding region runs from base 141 to 881 and encodes 246 amino acids. The record is from RefSeq and is a predicted model, not a curated record. Gene Ontology annotation, biological process: proteasome-mediated ubiquitin-dependent protein catabolic process. Lineage: Eukaryota; Fungi; Ascomycota; Eurotiomycetes; Chaetothyriales; Herpotrichiellaceae. The transcript is spliced from 5 exons. Gene Ontology annotation, cellular component: nucleus; proteasome core complex; proteasome core complex, alpha-subunit complex.
GGCGGAUACACCGACUGAAAGACACAACCACCAAGUUGACGAAGUCACACAUUUUCCCUCUCCUUUACACCGCGACCUGUUACAACAGUGAUCCAUAAGCCUAUCUCUACUGUGAAGACCCCCCUGAGAAAUCCAUCAAGAUGUUUAUCGCUCGGUCAGAAUACGAUCGAGGAAUCAACACCUUCUCUCCUGAAGGUCGUCUCUUCCAGGUCGAAUACUCACUCGAAGCCAUCAAACUAGGGUCAACAGCCAUCGGGGUCGCGACUUCACAUGGCGUCCUCCUCGGCGUCGAAAAGCGCGUAACGUCCCCCCUCCUCGUUUCGUCGAGCAUCGAAAAGAUUGUCGAGAUCGACAGACACAUAGGCUGUGCCAUGUCAGGUCUCCAGGCAGACGCGCGGAGCAUGAUCGAGCACGCACGGAUCGAGUCGCAGAACCACCAAUUCAACUACAACGAGAAGCUGGGCGUCGAGAGCUGUACACAGGCCAUUUGCGACCUCGCCUUACGGUUCGGUGAAGGUGCGCAGGGAGAAGAGUCUAUAAUGAGUCGACCGUUCGGUGUGGCGUUGUUGAUCGCAGGUUGGGAUGAAGAUAAUGGACCGCAACUAUAUCACGCGGAACCGUCCGGGACGUUCUACAGAUACGAUGCAAAGGCCAUUGGGUCUGGCAGCGAAGGAGCCCAGGCCGAAUUACAAUCAGAGUACCACCGAUCGUUGACACUGGAGGAGGCCGAGACGUUGGUGCUGAAGACACUCAAGCAGGUCAUGGAGGAAAAGCUGGACUCGAAGAAUGUGCAACUCGCCAGCGUCACGCGAGAGGGCGGGUUUAGAAUCUACGGUGAUGAAGAGAUGAGCAACGUUGUUGCAAGACUGGAGGGUGAAUAGGCGGCUGUGUCUCAAGUCACACUUUUUCCAGCCAUUGUACAUCAAAGUUACGAGCAUCAAUUGGAGUCGGGAGUGCCAACGAGCAUAAAGGUCUGGGCCGGCAGUGUAUACCGCCCCAGGGUCAAAAUGAAUGGAUUUGCCCCAUAUCGCUCUUCUCGAUAUCUUUUACAUCCAGUGUACAAUUGCUGCUAAUGUCGAUAGAAAUCUUUUAUAUACUCGCUUAACCCUCGCCUGUGUAUUGAAUGGGAUGUAAUGUUUGGGCAGAGACUACGAUUCCACCAUCCAUCAAAACUUC